Messenger RNA from Peniophora sp. CBMAI 1063, 1794 nucleotides. The record is from the annotation of a GenBank genome assembly. Lineage: Eukaryota; Fungi; Basidiomycota; Agaricomycetes; Russulales; Peniophoraceae.
AUGAGUGAUCUCGAAGUAGAGGACGUCUUGUCGGGCCCUGCUGACUCUGACGACGCGGCUGGAGGCGAUGUGCACGCGGACAACCCAGGCGCGAGGACCUUUUGGUUCGGAAAGAACCGUGGCCGCCGUCUCGACGCCGUCGUGCAAGAGGAUCUCGGAUAUGCUGAGUGGUGCUGCCAUCCUGAUCGAAAGAAAGAACAAUUCAAAUGGUGCUGUCAGUACGAUGAGUUUUGUCGCCUUUAUAGCGACUACGAGGCAUGGUUGGAGAGAACAGAAGGACCCAUAAACCCAGGUCAAGCCGUCGUCUGGUUCGGCAAGUGGUACAGGAAUUGCCUCUUUGCGACAAUGUACAACGCGCCCGGCCAUGUUCGAUACCUCUUGGAUAAUGACAAGAACAAGCCGUAUAAAUGGUACUACUGGCUGGAAAGACAAACACAGAAGAUGGAUGAUUGGAGGAAUGGCCACAGGCGUUCCUACCGCGCGCGAGGUCCUUCCGACAAGGUCCGCGACGUCGGCCUCAGGCUCACGCGGAAGGACGACGGGGCCAUUGACAGUAAUGAGGAGUACGAGAAGGAUGGCUUUGUGGUGUCUGAUGAAGAGGAUGAUGGGCCCAAUGAAGAUCCGAGCUCGUCUGGUAUUACCGAGUGUGUGAACACCGACACGGGCCACAGCCAAGACGACAGCCAGAUAGAGAGCAUUGUUUCUACGAACUCGAGAGUAGGCUCUCAAGCACAAGACGUUCAAACACAGACCUCAGGGGAUGACAUUGAAGAAGUCUCAGAUGAAUCGGACUUCAUCACCUCCGACGGAUCUCAGGUGGACGACGACGCUGACUAUCAAGACGAUGAUGACUACGACCCAUUAGAUGCAAUCUUUAAAGGCAAGAACGCACCGCCGCCUCCGCACACUCAAAUGCAGACCCGGUCGAUGGCACGUAAGGAGCAAAAGAGCGAACGGGUGCGAGACGAGAACAUGAACGACGAAGCAGAGCAAAGCGAUGGUUCAGGAUUGACGACAGUCGAUGCAGAAGACGAUAAACCACGUAUAUCACCGCGGACCAGGCGUAGACUGACCAAUGCCGAUCUCAGCGAUGAGGAAGAGGGGCCGUCUAGAAGACUCCACAAGCGGCUGCGUAUCGAUUAUGAUACUGGUAGCGUGACCAGCGCUUCAGACGCGGGCUCGAAAUCCGAAGAUAGUGACUCAGGCCCUCGCCCUUCCAAGGGUCGCAGGAGCACCUUCGGGAAGUUGAUGGACCCGAGCAGCCAGGAAACUUCGGCAGUCGCACUGAAGAAGAGCAUGGGCGGAUUGAGAGACAACGCCAAGGGCGAUGGUGUGGAGAUCAUGAAGAAUCGCACCCGAGCACAGUACCCAUUUUUCUUGACAUAUCGUACCAGAUGGAGUGACAACGAUCAGUACGGGCACAUGAACAACUCCGUCUACUACCACCUCUUCGACUCCAUCAUUAACUCAUAUCUCAUCGCGCAUUGUGGACUCGAGCCGACAAAGUCCGAACGCAUUGGUCUCGUCGUGGAGUCACACUGCUCGUUCUUCGCGCCUCUAGCGUUUCCGGAGGUGUUGGAGCUCGGCUUGCGGGUAGUUGCGCUCGGACGCAGCUCGGUCACGUACGAGGUCGGAGUGUGGAAGGAGGGUUCGCAGAAGGUGGCGGCGGUGGGAGGGUACACUCAUGUGUUUGUCGACUCGGAUAGUAGGCGGACUGGUGCGAUCGAGGGUGGACUGAGGGACGGUCUUGGGAGACUAUUGGUAGAUGGCGCUGGGAGCAAGUCCAAGUUAUGA